ACGGCGGCUAUUCCCAAUUGUAAAGAAAUAUUUUUUUAUAUUUCAUACAAUUAUUGAAAUAAAACGUUUGAGACUACGCCGCACAUUUGACCGCAUCAUCAAAAAGCAGCGCUUAAACAAAGCGAUUAAUAUUAAUCGACACCGCAGACAACAAACAAAAUGUUGGCAAAUCAAUGCCGCUGGCGGUCCUUCAAUGCCGGCUGCCUGGGCCUGAGUCUGACGUUGUAUUUCAUCUUUGUGGUCGGUUUCAUGAACAUGCAGAGCGCGAAUGCCGCUGCAGUCAUGUCCGUGGACUUGGGCACUGAAUGGAUGAAAGUCGGGGUUGUGUCGCCUGGCGUUCCUAUGGAGAUUGCCUUAAAUCGCGAAUCGAAACGCAAGACACCGGCGAUUCUCGCCUUUCGAGAUGGAAUGCGGACUUUUGGAGAGGAUGCGCAGACUAUUGGCAUACGUGAGCCAUCGGCGGCCUACGGCUAUCUGCUUGAUCUGCUGGGCAAGACAAUUGAUAAUCCAAUUGUCGACUUAUACAGAAAACGUUUUCCGUACUACGACAUUGUUGGAGAUCUAAAACGAAAUACGGUGGUCUUUAAACGUGGCGAUGACGAAACGUUUUCGGUGGAGGAGCUCAUUGCUCAAAUGCUUGUAAAGGCCAAAGAGUUCGCUCAGGAAUCCACCCAGCAGCCGAUUGCGGAGUGUGUGUUGACCGUUCCCGGCUAUUUCGGGCAGGCGGAGCGUGAAGCUCUGUUAGCUGCAGCCCAAUUGGCUAAUCUGAAGGUGCUCCAGCUGAUCAACGACUAUGCAGCCGUUGCUCUCAACUAUGGUGUAUUCCACCGUGGCGAGAUCAAUGAGACUGCCCAAUACUUUUUGUUCUACGAUAUGGGCGCUUACAAGACCUCGGCGGCUGUGGUCAGCUAUCAGUUGGUGAAGGACAAGCAAACGAAAGAAACAAAUCCGGUGGUGCAGGUCUUAGGCGUGGGCUUCGAUCGCACUUUAGGUGGCUUGGAGAUUCAAUUGCGUUUGCGCGAUUAUCUGGCCGAUGAGUUCAAUGCACUGAAAAAGACAAAGACUGAUGUGAAGAGCAGUCCACGAGCGCUUGCCAAAUUAUUUAAGGAGGCCGGACGUCUGAAGAAUGUGCUGUCAGCCAAUAACGAUCACUAUGCCCAAAUCGAGAACCUCAUUGAGGAUAACGACUUCAAGCUGCAGGUGACGCGCGAAAAGCUCGAAGAAUUGUGCGCCGAUCUGUGGCCACGCGCCACCAAACCACUAGAGCAGGCACUCGCUUCUUCCAAUCUCUCACUGGAUGUGAUCAAUCAGGUGAUACUGUUUGGCGGUGGCACACGUGUUCCCCGUGUCCAGGAGACUAUCAAGGCACUCAUCAAGCAGGAGCUGGGCAAGAAUCUGAAUGCCGAUGAGUCGGCCACAAUGGGUGCUGUGUAUAAGGCAGCUGAUUUGUCCGCCGGCUUCAAAGUAAAGAAGUUUGUAGUUAAGGAUGCCGUUCUUUAUCCCUUGCAAGUGGCCUUCGAGCGUGAUCCUGGCGAUGGUGCCGCUGUGAAGCAUGUAAAGCGCUCGCUCUUCGCCCUAAUGAAUCCCUAUCCUCAGAAGAAAGUCAUCACAUUCAAUAAGCACACUGACGACUUUGAAUUCUUUGUCAACUAUGGCGACUUGGAGCGUUACACGCCCGAGGAAGUGGCGGCUAUUGGCAGUCUGAACAUCACACGAGUCGAACUGAAGCAGGUCAAGGAAUUGCUGGAGAAAUCCAAGAAGGAGUCUGUAGACAACAAGGGCAUCAAAGCUUACUUCUAUCUCGACGAUUCUGGAAUCUUCCGCUGCACGGGCGUAGAAUAUGUCUACGAUAAGCAAAAGCUGGUAGAGGAAGGCGACGAGGACAGCACUCUAGCUAAGCUGGGCAGCACCAUCAGCAAGCUCUUCACCAAAGAUGGAGAGAAGGCUAGCGACAAUGCGGAUGCAUCCAAAAAGGAUCAAGAUCAGGAACAGGAAGAGCAGGCCACUGGUGACGAUGGCAGCAAGUCAGAGAGCAGCAAACGCCAGGCGUCUGAUGCUGAGGAGCAAGCACAGAACAAACCUGACGAGUCCAAACCGGAAACUGAAAAGAAUAAGGAGAAGGAGAAGAAUGAGACCAUCAAGCUUGUGACUAUAAAAACGCCUGUGGUGCACAGCACUCACCUGCAAUUUGCUCCCCCGCUCUCCGGUGCCGCUUACGACAGUUCGCAGGUCAAACUGCAGGCCAUCAACAAGGCAGAGGAGCAUCGCGUUCGUCUGGAGUCCGCCUUCAAUGCCCUUGAGUCGCACAUCAUUGAAGUGCAGCAGAAAUUGGAUGAGGAGCAAUAUGGCAGCUGUGCCACUGACGCUGAGAAGGAGAAACUACUGAGCGAGUGCAGCACCCUAUCCGAAUGGCUCUACGAGGACCAUGAGAAUCCCGUGCCCGAACUAUAUGAGGAUAAGUUGACGCAACUAAAGAAAUUGUCGAAUGUAUUUCUCGCUCGUCACUGGGAGCACGAGGAGCGUCCCGAGGCCAUUAAGGCGCUCAAGGGUAUGAUCGAUGGAGCUGACAAGUUCCUGCUUACUGCACGCAAUCUUACCAAGGACAUCAACCCGGACAAGGAUGUCUUCACUCAAGUCGAAAUCGAUACGCUGAUCAAAGUCAUAAGCGAGACAAAUGAGUGGGUCGAGACGGAGAAAGCUGCCCAAAACAAACUGAAGCGUAAUGCCGAGGUUCGUCUAACCGUCAAGGAUAUAACGGAGAAGAUGGCGCUGCUUGAUCGCGAAGUUAAAUAUCUGGUCAACAAGAUCAAGAUCUGGAAACCGAAGGCGAAGCCCGCCGACAAGGAGAAGACCAAAGAGACUGAAAAGGACGGCAGUGGAGACCAGCACGGUUCCGCGGACAAGGAGGAGCCUGCCCAGGCAGAGCCUCCUAGCACCGACCAGGAACAUUCCGAAGAGGCCACAGAAACGCCCUCACCAGAUGUCGAUGACAAGACACCCCAUGGUGAACUCUAAACUGAUCUGAUCAUCAUGACAUAGACAUCAGUGCCUGGAAGCUUUCUACCGAGUUUCUAGCAAAGUAACGAUGAUGGGGAGCUGGAGAAGAAGGUGAAGCAGGAGCAGUUGUUGCGAACGCAGUGCGUGGAAAGCUAUAUAGGAUAGGAAAAAGGAGGUCAGGUUUUUUGUAGUAUUUUUUGGGGCGGGGCUGCGACGUCACUGCAAUUUAUGUUGAUGAUAUUUGAUGAGGAACAAGUUUUUGAAGCGUGAUAAUCAAUGGAUGAUAAUACCGGGGGGCGUUCGCUUGUUAUGAAUAG
Messenger RNA from Scaptodrosophila lebanonensis, 3314 nucleotides. It is a transcript of the gene Grp170, whose product is annotated as hypoxia up-regulated protein 1. Lineage: Eukaryota; Metazoa; Arthropoda; Insecta; Diptera; Drosophilidae. Gene Ontology annotation, cellular component: endoplasmic reticulum chaperone complex. The coding region runs from base 160 to 3015 and encodes 951 amino acids. Gene Ontology annotation, biological process: cellular response to hypoxia; negative regulation of hypoxia-induced intrinsic apoptotic signaling pathway; endoplasmic reticulum unfolded protein response. The record is from RefSeq and is a predicted model, not a curated record. Gene Ontology annotation, molecular function: ATP-dependent protein folding chaperone; ATP binding. The transcript has 3 exons.